Molecule: messenger RNA, 858 nt
Organism: Meira miltonrushii
Lineage: Eukaryota; Fungi; Basidiomycota; Exobasidiomycetes; Exobasidiales; Brachybasidiaceae
Product: putative HYP2-translation initiation factor eIF5A.1
Exons: 2
Coding region: 30-515 (161 amino acids)
Biological process (GO): positive regulation of translational elongation; positive regulation of translational termination
Molecular function (GO): RNA binding; translation elongation factor activity; ribosome binding
Source: RefSeq, a predicted model, not a curated record
AUAUUCCUAUUUUACCAGAUUCGUUCAAGAUGUCUGACACCGAAGCAGCCCAUGAUCAAAACUUCGAGACCGCCCAUGCCGGCGCCUCUCUCACCUUCCCAAUGCAAUGCUCUGCUUUGCGUAAGAACGGUCACGUCGUCAUCAAAGGACGUCCUUGCAAGAUCGUAGACAUGUCUACCUCUAAAACCGGUAAGCACGGUCACGCAAAGGUGCACUUGGUCGCCAUUGAUAUCUUCACCGGUAAGAAGUACGAAGAUAUCUCUCCUUCUACCCACAACAUGGACGUUCCAAACGUUCAACGUAACGAAUACCAAUUGGUUAACAUCGAUGACGGUUUCUUGAACUUGAUGAGCAAUGACGGUUCCAGCAAGGAUGACGUCAAAGUUCCAGAAGGUGAAAUUGGUGAACAAAUCUCUUCUCAAUUCGAUGAUGGUAAGGAUUUGAUGGUUACCAUUGUUUCAGCCAUGAACGAAGAACAAGCUAUCUCCUUCAAGGAAGCUCCUCAAGGCAAGUAAGGGUUGUGAAAGACCUUGCUUUCGAGAUGAAAGUUGUGGAUAAGGUGUGGGAGGGUUAUGCGUUUCUCAAAUUGGAUUUUCGAUGUGUGGCAAGCAAACAUCAAGAGUCAGAUCAACAAUAAAGAUCUACAAUGAAUUUCAUUCUUUUCCCCUUCUCCCAAAAAGAGGUGUAUUUGUGGUCGUCAACAAUCGGCUUUCUCGUUGAGUUCGUCUUUUCCUCCUACUCUUUUCAUUUCCAAUCACUUUCUCUCAAAACUUCAUUUUUGUCAUGUUCCCAUUAUCAUUCUCAUAUUCAAAAUUAUCGCAUGGGUAUCAUUGCAAGUACUGUUCUUUCGUCUUGUGU